This is a messenger RNA of Aspergillus sclerotioniger CBS 115572, 2889 nucleotides long. RefSeq names its product 67 kDa myosin-cross-reactive antigen family protein. Bases 1 to 2739 code for a protein of 912 amino acids. The record is from RefSeq and is a predicted model, not a curated record. Gene Ontology annotation, molecular function: FAD binding; oxidoreductase activity; oleate hydratase activity. NCBI's taxonomy places the organism in Eukaryota, Fungi, Ascomycota, Eurotiomycetes, Eurotiales, Aspergillaceae. Gene Ontology annotation, biological process: fatty acid metabolic process. The transcript has 5 exons.
AUGUCCGCCUUCAAAAGCCUCCUUGCAACUAGUACUAUCCCCUCCACGUUUGAUCAACUUCCCUCCCCCCAUCUCACCAUCGCCCUCACCCUGAUCCUAGCCUACCUCCUCCUCGUCUCCGCUCUCCGCUUCCAGCGCGUCCGCCAACUCCGCCACCAAUACCCUCACUAUGCCACCCGGGCAUCCAUGGCUCAGAUGACCGAUCACGACGCCUGGGCCAUCCAGAAGAACAUUCUCCAGCUUGAGUUUCCUACUACAGCCAUAAAAGCGCUACAGUUUGCGCUGUUCCGGACGUACGGCACCCCCACCAUCUCGUCCCUGCUCCUCCAAACCUCCCAACUCUCCAACCCAGCCACAUCCUUCAAGCGCUACGCAGACACCGGCGCCCUCAUUGGCCAAUUCAUGACCUACGCUCCCACCUCCCCGCGCGCCCGCACCGCCAUUGCCCGCACCAGGUUCCUUCACGCCGGAUACCGCGCCAGCGGCAAGAUCCUCGAGUCAGACAUGCUCUAUACACUGAGUUUAUUUGCGACUGAGCCAAUCCGCUUUGUGCAACGGUUCGAGUGGAGGGACAUGACGGAUUUGGAGCAGUGUGCUAUCGGCACGUACUGGAAGAGUCUUGGCGAUGCCUUGGGGAUUAGUUACGGUCUGUUGCCGUCGGGUGAGAAUGGGUUUCGAGAUGGGUUACAUUUCUUGGAGGAGAUACGGGAGUGGAGUGCUAAGUAUGAAAUGGAGAAUAUGAGGCCGGAUGAAACUAAUCGUCUGGUUGCUGACAAGACCAUGGAUGUGGUUGUUUAUGGGUUUCCUGACUGGGUGAGAGGUAUCGGGGUCCGAUUGGCUACCUGUGUGAUGGAUGAUAGGUUGCGUAAGGCGAUGAUGUAUGAUGCGCCACCUGUGCUGCACCGAAAGAUAUUUGCCGGGAUUGUCGGCCUCCGGAGAUUCGUCCUGCGAUAUCUCGCGCCCCCUCGUCCCGAUUUCCUCCGACUCGAGGUCUUCAGCAGAACUCCGAAUGAAAAAGGUCGGUACUAUGUCCGGGUUUGGAAGGGAAUGCCGUACUAUGUGCAGCCCACGUUCUGGAACCGUUGGGGCCCAGGGGCGUGGGUAACCUGGGCCGUCGGACUGCCACUCCCCGGGGAUGAGGGCGACACUUACUACCCCCAUGGUUUUGAUCUGGCAGACCUAGGGCCGAGGUACUUUGAAGGAAAGGGCCGUCAGUCUGUGCGGGAGAUCGAGGAUGCAAACUUGCCCCCUUCGCGCAUUCACAUCCUCGAAACCCUGAGCCAGGCCGGGGGCGGGACGGUCAGUUCUGGCGACCAUGUCAAUGGUUACGAUUACCGUGGUGGAGGGAUGCCCCCGUUCAACGACGUCUGCAUGGAGGAGCUUCUUGACUUGGUCCCUUCCAAGGAUGAUCCCGACCAAACCGUCCUCGAAGAGAUCAAUCAAUACUGGGACACCGAGGCCGUCAAAGAUACACCACACACCCGCUUCCUGACCCGUCAUAAGCACAGUAUCGAACGUAUCACUGCUAAAGAAGCCAGCGUGGGCCUGCGCGACCGCGUCGACCUGUUCAUGAUGGGCUCGAAAGCAGAAAAGUCGCUCGGACGCACGCGCAUUUGCGACCACUUCAGCAAAAGCUUCUUCAGGAGCGGCUACUGGCUGAUCCUAUCCACGACCUUCGGUAUCAAGCCCACCCACAGCGCAGCCGAAUUUCGGCGCUACCUGCAGCACUUCAUGCAUGACAUUCACAAUCUGAAUCGGCGCCAACGGCUUGAUGGCGGUCGCUUCAACCGACACGAGUCUAUCAUCUCGCCCAUUGCGCAGUUUCUACGCUCCGAGGGCGUCGACUUUCGCUUCCACACUACCGUCACCGACAUCAUCACCUCCCCGUCCAGUAGCGACCCGCACCGCGUAUCUGCCAUCAAGGCCAUUCAUGAAAACGAACCGGAGCACACAAUAUCCCUGAGCCCACGCGACAUCGUGCUCGUCUCCUUAGGCUCCGUCAUGUCCGGUUCCACAACAGGCACCAACACGACCCCACCAUCCCUCGAACUCAUGGAAAUCGAAAAAGACCUCGACGAGAACUGGCUCCUCUGGCUCGAACUCUCCACCAAGAACCCCAUCUUUGGAAACGCCUACAACUUCUGCACCCGAAUGAGCGAAUCCCGCCUCGAAUCCUUCACUAUCACUCUAUCCACCCCAGACUUCUUCACCCGAUUUACCACCCUCACCCGCGACAAACCCGGCAGCAGCACCUUAACCACCCUAAAAGACACCCCUUGGCUCAUCAGCCUCAGUCUCCCCCAGCAACCCUUAUUCCCGAACCAACCCCCCAACAUCCAAGUCCUCUGGGGCUAUGCAAUGUACCCAGACCGCGAAGGCGAAUUCAUCAAAAAACCCAUGCUCGAAUGCUCGGGCCAAGAAAUCUUCGAGGAAAUCCUCCACCAGCUCAAAUUUCCCGUCCGCGAAAUCCUCAACCACGCCAUCACCAUUCCAUGCGUGGUACCGCGCAUGGCCGCGACAUUAUUGCCCCGCACGGACGGCGAUCGCCCGCGGGUGAUCCCCCCGGGAAUCGUCAAUCUCGGCCUAAUCGGCCAGUUUGUGGAGAUCCCGAGCGAAGUGGCGGUCACGAUGGAUUAUGGGGUACGGGGGGCCCAAAUGGCCGUGCGGCAAUUGAUGGGUCUGGGUGUGAGGAAACCGUCGUCGAAACGUAGUUCGACGAUUAGUUUGUUGGGGUUGUAAUGCGUGUUAUUUCCAACUGCACUGGAUAGAAAUUCCUUCAAGCCUGUACUAGUGCAAUUGAUUAGGUCCUGAAAGCUACCUUGGAUUGCAUUCACCGUGGGAACCCACACGCGCAUCAUUUACUCGACAUUGGGAUUUACUGCCUGUUAU